Seminavis robusta is the source of this 1936-nucleotide messenger RNA. Lineage: Eukaryota; Bacillariophyta; Bacillariophyceae; Naviculales; Naviculaceae. The record is from the annotation of a GenBank genome assembly.
AUUCAAUUCAUUCAACUCUCCAUAUCAUUCUUUUCAAAGCAACCCCAACUAAUAGAAGCUUGCGAUCGUCCAAAUUGUGCGCUGUACAAACCAAAUCAUAGCAAGAUGAAGUCCACUCUGUUUCUACUACUCCUUCCCGCUCUAUCGUGGGGCUUUCUCAUGCCAUCACCCGCCAUGCAACGAACCACCAUCAAGGUGUUUGAAACGAGCGAGAACAAUCCCACCGAAAGAACAACAACAAAGGCAUCAUCAUCUGCAGAAGAAACCGUGGCAAAACAGAUCAAGGAGACUCUAGAGUCCACCAAUCCUGCCGAUCUUUUUGAGGAGAAAAAUGAAGAGGAGGAAGAAGAAGGAGAAUCAUGGGAAUAUCAGAUCUUUAACCCCAACAUGUUCUGGACCGAACGAAGUGGCCGAUUCCCUACAACUCAUUAGUAGCUAGCUGGCUACUAGACCAACACUUCUUUCCACUAUCCAAGAAACUUUAUCCAUACCAUGCACACAUCACAACAAAACAACCAAACAGAAAUACCACACAACACCAAGUAUUAUCGAAAAGGAAGGGUUCAUCAGGAAAUGCAGGCAACUGAACAGAUAGAUUGGAACUCAUUUAGGCAGAGCUUUCCACAAGCUUUUGCACGAGGAAUUGUAAUGGUUGGGAUGAGGAUCCAACUACUAACAAGCUACUAGUAGGCAACUCCAUCACCCACAACAGCAUUCAAUAGCAAGCUGCCACCAAACUAGAUACAGUACUCAUUAAUAGCUACCAGUAGCCUUACUAGCCCUCUGAGGGGAGUUGUAGAGCCUUGAAGGUAGGCAAUGAUACGAAGGCCAUCAAGCUGUUCUAUCGAUGCGUGGCGCUAAUAAGUGACGCUUGCAGCUUGACAUGUAUGUUCGCUCCCAUGGGCUUGCUUGAAUCGAUCAGGGGUGAUGGGGAUGAGACUGAAGGAAAAAGAUGGAGGACCAAUCACUUUGCAUUCGACAACAACUUACAAUUUACUGGCAUCAACACUAUUGAAGAUACGGAAAUGAACACCAACAUGACAAUGAUGAUGCAGCACGACAUAGCAAUGAUGGCAGACAACCCAACUAUGGUAUUCAACAAUGGUUCUCCUCGAACCAAGCAACAAUGGCCUCCUUGACAUUCAGAUUGUGUACUGCAAUACACUCUCAACCAGAGCUUCCCCUGGUACAUGGAAUUUGGCAGCAACUUGCUGGAGGCAAUGUCUAAGAACCUUCAUCAUUGCUUCUUUCAGUAUGACUUCUGUACCAUCAGUAUAUUGAGACUUGCUACCGUUGCUCGAGGACAGACCCAAUGGUGUCUUGUCGUCCUUUUCAGACUUGAUGAAGAGAGCUUCUGGGAAAGCAUCUACGAGAGCUUCCACGGCUUCAGUUUUUCUACCAUCGCAAGGAUACCAGCAGACCCGAUGCAAUGGUAAAUCUCUUUGAGGGUUCCUGGUCUUGACAGACUCUGGGUACUUGCUCAUCAGAAAGCGAACGACGUGCACAUUUCCAAAGCGGUUCCCUGGCCCAAAGCAAUCAUGCAAAAGAAGUAUGUGGCCGACCUUUGGGGCAGUGUUGUCUCCAAUACUUCAACUCUUGUACACCGGCUCUGGCACGAAACUUGGACAGGUAGUUCUCCAUAGGCAUUCUUGCAUUGAAGACAAGCGGGCAUGAGUUCCACUGCGCAUCUUAUUUUGGCCUCAUUUGCGGUGUCGUAAUAUGCUUCGCAGAGAUCGUGGAUAGGCAGCUUCCCGAGAUUGUUUCGAUUCAAUAGCCCCAGAGGGUAUGUAUUGGCGAGAAAUGAAAAAAGAUUGUCGCUGUGAAAACUGGUCGAAACAAAGUGGAUUGGCAGACUCUGCAUUGCGCGUGUUGUUGUUUUGAUAGCAUCAGGGUAUUGACCAUAGAUAUAUUUGAUAAUUUUAUAUUUUGCAAGUGC